Thermothielavioides terrestris NRRL 8126 is the source of this 669-nucleotide messenger RNA. RefSeq lists its product as uncharacterized. NCBI's taxonomy places the organism in Eukaryota, Fungi, Ascomycota, Sordariomycetes, Sordariales, Chaetomiaceae. Bases 1 to 669 code for a protein of 222 amino acids. The record is from RefSeq and is a predicted model, not a curated record. The transcript is spliced from 3 exons.
AUGCCAACUGUCGAUUCUGCCUCGUUUCUGCAGCCCUUCGCCCCAUGUGUGCACCGCGAAAUGUUCGCGCCCCGGCCGCAAUGCGGCGUCACAGCAGCAUGGCAAGUCGCCGAGCUCUGCCGGCCGAGCAUUGCCACCGGCGUGCGAGGCCGGGCGAUUGGAUCAGACAUGCAAAGCAAGUCUGGAAGAGUGCCGCAGCGAGCCAAGCAUAUUGCCAGCCUCGCCUCCUCCCGCUCCAAGGCCUUUGCGGCCGGAACUGCUGCAUGGGCUGGUGAGAUGGACACGGAAAGCCACAGCAUCCACCACUGGCCAUCAACUGUGAUCAGGCAGCAGCUGUCGGCACGACCUGCCUGCCUGUUCUUCGGUUUAGAGACGGUGCUGGUCCAAGGAGGACUCACGCUAGCUCCGCCAGAAAAGACUGCAAAGCCGCCUCCCGUCCUGUUCUUCGGCGUGACCAAUACCCAAGUCGGAGCCUGCAGGUUCCCGCUUAUCGUGGCUAUUUUACCCGAAGCCACCACGCAGCAAGCAGGUCCCUCGGCUGCUCUUAGCAUGCCUGGCCAGACGCUGGCGUCCAUGUCUCAGCCCAGCCCAGGCCCGCCAUGCAUGUUCGUUGCCUGCCGGAGGCGCUCACCAACGACGGACAAGCGUGACCGGGGCGGCCAUGAUUGA